AUGGACGGACUCAAGCCCAUCACCCCUUCCACCACGGCGGCCAGCUUUGCCACGAGCACUGCGUCGAGUGCCGCGCCCAGUGAGGCGACCACUCCUGCCGGUCUCAGCCCUGCGCCCUCAGGUGCCGACACCCCGGACUAUGUGAACCCGCUCGAGUCCAGUUCGCGAUGGUACCUCACUGCCAAGGCAUCUGCCGUCCGCUACGCUGCCAGCGUCGGCUUUAGCAUCUCCAACCGAUCCGACCCUCCGGCCCCGACCUUUUCACGGGAGAUUUGGCUCGAUUCCACGCUGUCUGAGUGGAAGGGGCGUCAAAAGAUCAAGGUCGAGGUCUGGGUGCCGCCUCGCAUCUCCGUUGGCCCUCGCGCGGCGGUCAUCAACUUCCACGGCGGUGGUUGGAUCCUCGGCCAGGGAACCGACGAUGCUCGUUGGGCUGGCGCCGUCAUGGGCGCUCUGGACGCCGUUGUCUUCACCGUCAAUUAUCGCCUGGCCCCGAGCUACCCCUUCCCCACGCCCGUCGAGGAUUGCGUCGAUGCCAUCUUCCAGAUUGUGGCCCGUGCCGGCGAGUUCGGUAUCGAUGCAGAUCGUGUGAUACUCGCGGGCUUUUCUGCCGGAGCCACCAUUGCCUUGAGCAGUUGGAUCGUCAUGCAGGAACCGUAUCAGUGGGGCUACAAGUUGCCGGCCGAAUCACCCGACAUCGCUGGCCUCGUCGUCUUCUACCCUACUCUGGACAUCACAAUUUCGCGCCCAGAGAAGCGGCAGACGUGUAUGAAGCCGGAGCUCACACUGUCCCCUGGCUUGACGGAUCUGAUUGACGCCUCAUACGUCUACCCGCCCGUGCCCCGGGAGCAACGCACCGACCCGAGGCUAUCGCCCGGCUUGAUGCCGGAUGAGCUGCUCAAGAAGAUGCCGCCAAUUCACCUCUGUCUGUGUGAGUACGACAUGCUGCUUGCCGAGGGCAUUCGCUUCGCCAAGAGGUUGCAGCACCACGACAUGCCCUUUUCCGUCCGCGUUGUGGAAGGCGAGUCCCAUGGCUGGGACAAGCCACCCCCGAUGGCUCCCAAGGAGAGCGUCAACGUCGAGUACGGCGAGGCGACGCAGGCCAUGGCUCGCUGGCUCCGCCAAGACUGCGAGACGGACAGGGAGUCGAUGAGUUCCAUGAGGACAAAGAGGCCCCGCAUACGACGACCAAAGUAUCUGUCUUUUAGAUCGAGAAGUGCGAGGUAG
Purpureocillium lilacinum is the source of this 1224-nucleotide messenger RNA. RefSeq lists its product as uncharacterized. Gene Ontology annotation, molecular function: lipase activity. NCBI's taxonomy places the organism in Eukaryota, Fungi, Ascomycota, Sordariomycetes, Hypocreales, Ophiocordycipitaceae. The record is from RefSeq and is a predicted model, not a curated record.